This is a messenger RNA of Jaculus jaculus (lesser Egyptian jerboa), 682 nucleotides long. RefSeq names its product succinate dehydrogenase complex subunit C (gene Sdhc). NCBI's taxonomy places the organism in Eukaryota, Metazoa, Chordata, Mammalia, Rodentia, Dipodidae. The transcript is spliced from 6 exons. Gene Ontology annotation, molecular function: electron transfer activity; succinate dehydrogenase activity. Gene Ontology annotation, cellular component: membrane. Gene Ontology annotation, biological process: mitochondrial electron transport, succinate to ubiquinone; tricarboxylic acid cycle. The record is from RefSeq and is a predicted model, not a curated record. The coding region runs from base 28 to 537 and encodes 169 amino acids.
UCACUUCCGUCCAGGCCGAAAUCCAAGAUGGCUGCGCUCUUGCUGAGACAUAUUGGCCGUCAUUGCUUCCGAGCCCGCGUUAACCCUCAGCUUUCAAUCAGAAAUGCUGUUCCUCUGGGAACCACAGCAAAAGAAGAGAUGGAACGGUUCUGGAAUAAGAACACAAAUUCAAACCGUCCUGUUUCUCCUCAUCUCACUAUCUACAGUUGGUCUCUUCCUAUGGCAAUGUCCAUUUGUCAUCGUGGCACGGGUGUGGCCUUGAGUGGAGGGAUCUCCCUUUUUGGCUUGUCAGCCCUGUUGCUCCCUUGGAACUUUGAGAAUUACUUGGCAUUUGUGAAGUCUCUGUGUCUGGCGCCAGGACUGAUCUAUACAGCUAAGUUUGCAUUUGCCUUCCCCCUCAUGUAUCACACCUGGAAUGGGAUCAGACACUUGAUGUGGGACCUAGGAAAAGGCCUGAAGAUUCCCCAGCUCUACCAGUCAGGAGUGGUUGUCCUGGUGCUUACAGUGCUGUCCUCUGUGGGACUGGCAGCCAUGUGAAGAGCUGCAGUUUCCAGCAGCGGCAGCUUCCUAUGCAUUAUUAUACUGCUUUUUUUUCUGUUACCAUUUUUCUCUCCAGCCAACAAAGUUCUCUGAUGUGUAUAGACACUCUUGUCCUUGUAGACCCCCUUAAAGCUCUGCAGAG